GUAAAUAAGUUGACCAGCAAAUGAGGCGAACUUGGGAGUUUCUAAGACCUCUUCUCCAGUCACCUAAGAUCGAGUCAUUCCGCCGUAUUUCCCCGACAGUCUCUCCGGUACCAAUGGCAGUUUCUAGAAUGCGACAUGAAUCGGUGAGAAAACGGAAAUUUCUUUGUAACUCCAUAUUUUUCUGUGAGUCCGUAGCUGAAAUCCGGCAGGAAUCGUGGAAAGCUCGAAUUUUUGGUUGUGGGUGGAAGAAAGCUCGGAAUUUACACUGUCAUACAACUUUUUUCUGUGAAUCGUAGCUUUGGAGAUGUUGAAGCUUGAAGCUUGAGCACUAAAUAUGAUAGCAGAAGCUAUAGGUUGGUUUCUUCAUCGUUGCUCGAGGAUGAAGGAUUUGUGUUAUGGGAUUUCCCUUCACGCUCGUGUUGUUAAAGUGGGUUUCGAAGCGGACGUUGUCAUUUCAAAUCACAUCCUCAAUAUGUAUGCAAAAUGCGGGGGAACGAAGCUUGCUCGUAAGUUGUUCGAUGAAAUGUCUGAAAGAAAUCUUGUCUCGUGGUCGGCUAUGAUCUCGGGUUAUGACCAAGCCCGUGAGUAUUCACUGGCUCUCGAGCUUUUCUCGAAUCUGAGGAUUGUGCCCAAUGAAUACGUAUACGCUAGUGUCAUUAGUGCUUGUUCCAACCUUAAGGAGCAUGAGAUGGGGAGGCAAAUCCAUGCUCAUUCUCUCAAACAUGGAUACGCACCAGUUUCAUUCGUUUCUAAUUCUCUCAUCUCGUUCUACAUGGGAUGUGGAUGCUCUGGCGAUGCUUUAUUGGUUUAUCAGGGGAUGUCAGAACCAAAUCUCGUGUCAAACAAUGCCUUGAUUGCUGGGUUUGCAGAAAACAAGAUGGGGGAGAAAGGAUUUGAAGUGUACAGAUCUAUGUGCCAUCAGGGGAUAACGCCUGAUCGUUUUACUUUUGUAGGAUUAUUGGAGAUCUGUACUAACACGGGAGAUCAACGUAAAGGCAUUGCAUUUCAUUGCCAGACAAUCAAACUCAAACUUGACUCAACCCUGUUUAUAGGUAAUGUAUUGAUCACAAUGUACUCAGAGUUUCGUAUGCUAGAACAAGCUGAGAAGGUGUUCUUAUCGAUUGUUGAGAAAGAUGUUGUCUCCUGGAAUUCUUUUAUUUCUGCUUGUUCCCAUUGUGGGGAAGAGGAAAAGGGUUUGAGUGCUUUCAGAAAGAUGUUUAGUGGUGCGGAUGUUAACAUCGAUGAAUUCACUUUUGCCAGCGUCCUAACGGCAUGUUCUGGGCUUACUUCAAUCCACAAUGGCAAGCAGAUCCAUGCCCAUCUAAUAAGGGCGAGGCCAAACCAAGAUGUGGAAGUGGAGAACGCACUCGUUAACAUGUAUGCUAAAUGUGGAUUUAUCGGCUAUGCUUGGGCUGUUUUCAACAGAAUGAACCAGCACAGCCUUGUCUCAUGGAAUACCAUGAUUGCUGGGCUAGGGAACCAUGGCCAGGGAAGCAAAGCUCUAGAGCUUUUCGACGAAAUGAAGAACAGAGGACCAGAACCUGACUCAGUGACAUUCCUUAAUGUUCUGACAGCUUGUAAUCACGCAGGACUGGUGGAGAAGGGCUUGAAUCUGUUCAAGUCAAUGGAAGAAACAUAUGGUAUCUCCCCAAACGUCGAACACUUCUCCUGUCUGAUCGAUCUGUUGGGUCGGGCAGGUAGAUUACGAGAAGCGGAUGAAUACAUGAGGAAAAACCCGCGAUUCUGGAAUGACCCGGUCGCGUUGGGAAGCUUGCUUUCGGCUUGUAGGGUGCACGGAGAGAAGGCUAUUGGCGAACGGUUGGCCAAGAAGCUUCUAAGGUUUCAUCCAACGGGUUCAGCAUCUCCUUAUGUUAUGUUGUCAAGUUUGUAUGCUUCAGAUGAGAUGUGGGACGAUGCUGCAGAGGUGAGGGAGAUGUUGAAGGGAAGUGGACUGAAAAAGGAACAUGGUUUGAGUAUGGUUGAUGUUGCAGGAAGAUUUUUUUACAUUUCAGGCGGAGGCGGAGGGGGAAUUCGCUGUCGACUGAUUUCUUUUUCUCUGCUGUUUCAUCCGUACGCCGUUUCGCAGCCUGAUCCCAGCGUUUCCGCUCUCAAUCCCGCCCCCAGGAAAAAAAGGAAUUCAAUUGAUUCGUUUUGUCGAGAGAAAGUUCUGUAAUUUAAUUCGCAAGUUC
This is a messenger RNA of Tarenaya hassleriana, 2189 nucleotides long. RefSeq names its product pentatricopeptide repeat-containing protein At1g15510, chloroplastic-like. Gene Ontology annotation, molecular function: RNA binding; protein binding. The record is from RefSeq and is a predicted model, not a curated record. The transcript has 2 exons. NCBI's taxonomy places the organism in Eukaryota, Viridiplantae, Streptophyta, Magnoliopsida, Brassicales, Cleomaceae. Bases 335 to 2173 code for a protein of 612 amino acids. Gene Ontology annotation, biological process: RNA modification. Gene Ontology annotation, cellular component: intracellular membrane-bounded organelle.